UGUGAGAACUCCAGGCUGGUGAGCUUCACCUCAGUUCCAGGGGUAACCAUGGAUCAGAUCAUCCUGGAAGGUAUGUUAAGGCACAUGAGGGAUGAAGAGGUGAUCCAGGACAGCCAGGGUGGCUUCCGCAAGGGAGGGACAUGCCUGAUCAACGUGGUGUUCUUCUCUGAUGGAGUGACGGCAUCAGUGGACAAAGGGAAGGCAAUUGAAGUCAUCUAUCUGGACUUCUGCAAGGCCUUUGAUGUGGUCCCCCACCACAUUCUUAUCUCUAAAUUGGAGGGAGAUGGAUGUGAAGGGUGGACUAUUGAUUGGAUAAGGAAUUGGUUGGAAGGUUGCAGCCAGAGUCUUGCGUUCAAUGGCUUUACAGCCAGGUGGAGGCCGGUAAUGGGAGAUGUCCCGCAGGGGUCCAUCUUGGGUCUAGUACUCCUUAACAUCUUUACCUAUGACAUAGAUGAUGGGAUUGAGUACACCCUCAGCGUGUUUGCUGAUGACAUCAAGCUGAGCAGUGCAUUUGAUACAGCAGAAAGAAGGGACGCCAUCCAGAGGGUGUUUGCUCUGCGAGAAAGUUCUGGCCUUGAGAACCCGAGGAGGAUCAACAUAGCAAAGUGUGUGGAUUUCAGCUUGGGUCAAGCCAAUCCCAGAUAUGUAUAGAAGCUGGGAGAAGAACUCCUUCAGAGCAGCCCUACUAGGAAUGAGUUGUUCUACAAGUUCUUGCUGAUGAAAAACUGAACAUGAGCCAACUGUUGCUCUUGCAGCCCGAAAGGCCGAUGGUAUCCUGAGUUCCAUCAGAGGAGGGGUGGCCAUCAGGGCACGGGAGGUGAUUGUGCCCAUCUAUUCUGCCCACGAGUUCCCGUCUGGAGUACCAUGCCCCAGUCUAGGGCAUGCCACACACGAAGGAUUUGGAGCUUUUGGAGAGGGCCCAGAGAUGUGCUGCAAAGGCGAUCCAAGAGCUGGAGGGACUGUCCUCUGAAAAGAGGCUGAAGGAACUGGGCUUACUGAGCCUGGAAAAGUGAGGACUGUGGGGAGACCUCAUUGCAGCCUUCUAGUAUUUCAAGGGAGUUUAUACACGGGUGUGUGCACAGCCCAGGAUUGUGGAAGCUGGUGGUGGUCUACGAGAACCUGGAGAGUCUGUGUCCCUCUCCUGCCAGGGAUCUGGCUCCAACUUCAGAAGUUACCA
Gallus gallus (chicken) is the source of this 1177-nucleotide messenger RNA. RefSeq lists its product as uncharacterized. The record is from RefSeq and is a predicted model, not a curated record. Lineage: Eukaryota; Metazoa; Chordata; Aves; Galliformes; Phasianidae. The transcript is spliced from 2 exons. The coding region runs from base 49 to 651 and encodes 200 amino acids.